This is a messenger RNA of Parathielavia appendiculata, 1197 nucleotides long. Its product is annotated as glycoside hydrolase family 16 protein. Lineage: Eukaryota; Fungi; Ascomycota; Sordariomycetes; Sordariales; Chaetomiaceae. The transcript has a single exon. The record is from RefSeq and is a predicted model, not a curated record. Gene Ontology annotation, molecular function: hydrolase activity, hydrolyzing O-glycosyl compounds. Gene Ontology annotation, biological process: carbohydrate metabolic process. The coding region runs from base 1 to 1197 and encodes 398 amino acids.
AUGGAACUGCGCAAGCGGUUACUCUGUCUGCCCGCCUCUCUCUCCCCCCUCGUCCUUUUCCUAUCAGCCACCGUCCCCUUGGCUGCAGCAGACCCAACCCUGACGGAGGACUCAAGCUGCAACUGCUACCUCACCAACGGCAACCAGAGCAGCUACUUCACAGAGCACCGCUUCUUCGACUUCCGCCGCCUCUCCCAGUACGCCGGCGUGCCCGACGUUAUCGACGACGCCGCGUCAAGCCCCGGCGCCGACCCGACCAGCGCCUACUUCACCAGCGCGGAAUGGACCAGCUUCUGGAUGCUCGGCAGCUGGAACAACAGCCACGGCGAUAAGCGCACCGACGCCACCGUGCUGAUGGUCAACUCGCCCAACAACCUCUACAUCGAACCAUCAUCAUCAUCAUCAUCCAACCCUGCUGCCCAAAAUCAAGAGAGCGAGACCCACCUCACUCUCCGCACGCAGCGCCUCGCCACCUUCCAGACCGCCGCCGAGAUGGAAUCCGCCUCGACCUCCUUCCGGUACCUUUCGCUGCGCAUGCGCGCGCGCACUGUUGGAGCCGCGGGCGCCGUCACGGCCAUGUUCACCUACCGCGACGGCCCCACGCUGGCCGAGGUGCAGGAAUCCGAUCUCGAGAUCCGCACGGCCGACCCGUUGGGCCUGAUCCACUACACCAAUCAGCCGGCGUACGACGAGGGCACCGACGAGGUCGUCCCAGACGCGACGCGCAACGCGACCAUGCCGGAUGGGAAGGUAUGGACCGAGUGGGCGACGCACCGGAUGGAUUGGACGCCUGGGGUGACGGCGUGGUACGUGGAUGACGUCGAGGUGGCGAGGAUUGCGUUCCAAGCGCCGAAGGACGAGAGUAACAUCAUCUUGAAUGCGUGGAGUGACGGGGGAGGGUGGACGGGGAAUAUGACGCGGGGGGAGGCGGCGUAUUUGCAGGUGCAGUGGCUUGAGGUGGUGUAUAAUAGUACCGAGGAGGGUGAGGGUAGGGCGAAGAACAGAAAAAGGGAUGGUGGGGAGGCGAGUGGGUGUCGGGCGGUCUGUAGUGUUGACCAGACGCCGCAGCUCGGGAAGCCCGUAAUGCUCUGGAAUAAUGGCGCUGGGAGAGUCAGUGGCGCGGCCGGGGUGGUUGGGUGGAUGCCGAUAGGGGUGGUUCUGGUGAUGGUGCUGGUUUCGACGGGGUUGCUGGGUUAG